GUGAGAGCAGAGCGCUCCAGCACCGCGUGGACAGCGGGAGGUAAAGCCGAGAGGGCGUAGAGGCUGAGUACCGGGCACUCGCAUCCCAGAUCGCAGGAGGAGCCCAGAGUCGCCGGGGCUUGGGACCAGCGCACUCUGAGCGCACAUCGCACACACCUCGGGGUCCUGCGCACGGCCGCCCGCGAUGAGCGAGAGCAGCCGCCUGUGCUCGGGCUACUACAGCCUCAACCGCAGCUUCGUGGAGCCCUUCCAGUGCCCGCGGCGGGGCGACGGGGCCGCACUGCUCUACUGCUGCGGCUUCGCAGACCUCAAGUACUGCUGCAGCGAGCCGGGCAGCUACUUCCCCUACAAGCACAGCUACAUGUGGAGCCUCAGUAUUGGUGCUCUGAUUGGAUUGGGAAUCGCUGCCCUCGUCUUACUUGCCUUUGUCAUCAGUGUCUGUGUCCUUUGCUACUUAUUUCUGUACACAAAACCUCAAAGAUUAGACAAUGGCCUUAAACUUCAGCACCUAGAGGUAUCUUCUACCCUAGAAGGCAAUGUAAACAGAAAAGCCAAAGGCCUCAUUUCAAAUGCAGCAUCAAAUUCAACAAAUGAGACCUUCUAUGAAGCUGAUGAUGUGACUCAAGAAAAAGCAAUGGAUACAACACAAAUCAAUAUUGUGUGUUAGCUAAAAUCUGUUUUGAAAACUUACUCAAGAGAGCAUUAAGAAUAAAGAAUGCAAAAAAAAGAAUAAAGAAUGCAAAAAAAAUUAAAUAAAAAUAAUGCAUUUUAUUUGUG
Messenger RNA from Mastomys coucha (southern multimammate mouse), 777 nucleotides. It is a transcript of the gene Shisal2b, whose product is annotated as shisa like 2B. The record is from RefSeq and is a predicted model, not a curated record. Lineage: Eukaryota; Metazoa; Chordata; Mammalia; Rodentia; Muridae. Bases 185 to 667 code for a protein of 160 amino acids. The transcript has 3 exons.